UCCAGAGAGAGAGAAAGAGACAGAGAGACGAUCGAGAGAGAAAGGAAGAGAGAAAGAGAGACUCCGAUCGAGAGAGAGACAGAGAGUCGACGAUCGAGAGAGAGAUUCACUGAGAGAGAGAGAGAGAGAGAGAGAGAGAGAGGGGUAUUUUGUUAUGGUUUCAGGUGAUUGAUAGUGAGGGAGACGCUAAGACCCAGCAAGAGAGAGAAACAAAGAGCUUGAGAGAAGAGGCGUGCAGUGGGCUAGCCACCGUUUGAGGCGAACGACGGAGCCCGAGCCGGUGGGUCACGGCCCAACGCCGGUGAGGCCAAAAAGCUUGGAGUUCCGGCAUUUUCUUGAUUUUCGUUAUACCCACUUAUUCCGGUUCUAUAAUGGUAAAGAUCAACCACGAAAACAGAGUUGGAAUUGAUCUUCCAGCAAUUGAAGUCCGAUUUGAGCGCCGCGGUCAGCUUAAACAGAUAUAUGUUGAGAUCGAAAGAGCCCGGUUGAUCAAGAAACUUGUGAAGAUUAAGGAAGAACAAGGGCUUAUAGCUGAAGCUGCAGAUUUGAUGCAAGAAGUUGCAGAAUGGGUCUGAAGGCUUGCAUCACUCAAUUACCGGAGAAUGGAGGUUGCCGGGCCAGUUAACGGUGGUGGUGGGGCUAUUGGGUGGGCGAACAUGAAGGGCUUUGCCCUCCAAGUCCUCACCGGGCAGUGGUUCAUGGUUUUUGCCUCAUUUCUGAUCAUGUCCGGCGCAGGUACGACCUACAUGUUCGGCUUCUACUCCAACGACAUAAAAUCAGUGCUUGGGUAUGACCAAACCACUCUAAAUUUGCUCAGCUUCUUUAAGGACUUGGGCGCUAAUGUUGGCAUCCUCUCCGGCCUAAUCAACGAGGUCACACCCCCAUGGGUGGUCCUAUCCAUAGGUGCAGUCCUUAACCUUUUCGGCUACUUGAUGAUAUGGCUUGCCGUCACCAAAAGAAUGGCCACGCCCCAAGUUUGGCAGAUGUGCUUGUACAUUUGCAUAGGGGCGAACUCGCAGUCUUUUGCCAGCACUGCCUCACUUGUCCCCUGCGUAAGAAACUUUCCUCAAAGUCGUGGUGUUGUGUUAGGGAUUCUGAAGGGAUAUGCGGGGCUUAGUGGCGCUAUAAUCUCACAACUAUAUCUUGCUAUCUAUGGGGAUGACUCAAAGUCUCUGAUUUUGUUAAUAGGGUGGCUUCCAGCUGCUAUAUCUUUAGCUUUUCUUUCAACUAUUCGGUACAUGAACACCAUUAGACAGCCGAAUGAACUCAAAGUUUUCUACAGUUUUCUCUAUAUUUCACUUGGUCUCGCAGGGCUUUUAAUGAUCCUGAUUAUAGUACAGGAAAAGGUGGCGUUCACACAUAAUGAGUAUGGUGGGAGUGCCGCGGCAGUGGUUCUCUUGCUCUUUCUCCCACUUGCUGUUGUUUUUGCGGAAGAAUACAAACUCUGGAAGAGCAAGAAACUAGAAAUGAAUUACCCAGAGGCAGCUCCAUCUAUACCAACACAAUCAACAACAAAUCCACUUCUUGAAUCGAGGACAGAAAUGCAAGCUUCUUGUUGGAAAACUGUGUUCAAUGCGCCAGACAGAGGGGAGGACUAUACCAUACUCCAAGCACUUUUCAGCGUGGACAUGGUAAUUCUUUUCACUGCAGCAAUGUGUGGUGUUGGAGGAACUUUAACGGCCAUAGACAAUUUGACACAAGUUGGAUCUUCCUAUGGAUACCCAAUGCAAAGCAUAAAAACUUUCCAAUCGCUUGUAAGCACUUGGAAUUAUCUAGGACGGGUAGCCUCAGGAUUUGUUUCUGAAAUUGUUCUUCAAAAGUUCAAAUUCCCUCGCCCCCUCAUGCUCACUUUGGCCCUCCUAUUAUCAUGCGUUGGUCAUCUUCUUAUAGCGUUUAACGUCCUGAAUGGACUUUACGUAGCAUCCGUUAUCACUGGGUUUUGUUUAGGAGCGCAAGCUCCAUUACUUUUUGCAAUAAUUUCGGAACUUUUUGGCUUAAAAUACUACUCGACUUUGUUUAAUUUAGGGUCAAUGGCCAGCCCCAUUGGACUGUAUUUGCUCAACGUGAGGGUCAGUGGGCAUUUAUAUGAUAAGGAGGCUGAGAAGCAAAUGGCAGCAUUGGGACUCAAAAGGGAGGCUGGGAGGGAGUUGAAUUGUAGUGGGGGAGAGUGCUUCAAGUUGUCUUUCAUUAUAAUAACUGCGGUCACACUUCUCGGCGCACUUGUUUCAUUCAUUUUGGUGCUCCGGACAAGGAGCUUUUAUGAGAGUGACAUUUAUAACAAGUUCCGGGAGCAGGCUAAGGAGGCUGAGACAGAGACUGAGAUGUCAACGACCUGAAAUGGUGCUGUACUAGUGGAAGCCAGAGGUUGCUAGAGAUGGAAUUGUAAACGAAAAUGAUAGAUUUAUAAAUAUGAAUGAAACUCUAAACUGUGGAAUGCAUUGCUGCGGAUAUAUAGCUGUUUGAUUAUUUUGUAUUGUUUUUAAAAUUGGGUUUGGAUGGUUUAGAGAAUAGUAGACAAGAUUUGAAAUUAUCUCCUUUGAUCCCCACGACAGAUGGUUUUGAAGAAGUUCAUUUUGAGGUGGAGCUUGUCCACUUCAUUCAGGUCUGAAGUUCUUUGUCAUUGCAAAUCAUAGUUGUUUCUUCAUCUUUCUGUAUGCCACUCUUUGCUGUAAACAAGAUGAGUUCUUGCGCAUAUGAGUCUUUAAUUUGCAACCAUGCGCAUAAUAGUGUGGCUUCUUGCUGAUGACUCCUUUUGCAGUGGUGCAUUAAAUAUUUUAACGGGAUUAAUUUUUCCCUUUUCUUUAUGCAGAAGUUCAUAAUGUAUAUAUAUGGGACAGAUCAUUUUGAUUUUAUUUAUUUAUAUUAUUAUUAUUA
Messenger RNA from Alnus glutinosa, 2874 nucleotides. RefSeq lists its product as uncharacterized. The record is from RefSeq and is a predicted model, not a curated record. Gene Ontology annotation, molecular function: transmembrane transporter activity. The transcript is spliced from 5 exons. Gene Ontology annotation, biological process: transmembrane transport. Gene Ontology annotation, cellular component: membrane. Lineage: Eukaryota; Viridiplantae; Streptophyta; Magnoliopsida; Fagales; Betulaceae. The coding region runs from base 603 to 2336 and encodes 577 amino acids.